Molecule: messenger RNA, 1241 nt
Organism: Marasmius oreades (fairy-ring Marasmius)
Lineage: Eukaryota; Fungi; Basidiomycota; Agaricomycetes; Agaricales; Marasmiaceae
Exons: 5
Coding region: 162-758 (198 amino acids)
Source: RefSeq, a predicted model, not a curated record
AUCAUCCUACUAUCAUCCACACCACGACGUACGCUUUUGUUCUCGUGAUCUUCGAUUCGGAAUCUACUACUGUUGUACUUGUAGCUCCCACCGCACAGUCACAGUCCAACGCUUUGAAGCAACAGAUCAGCGCUCAGCCCAGUAUCGUCUGUACUACAAUAAUGACCACUCCCACCCAUUCCGAGGUCGUACAGCCGCAGGCCAACGCUGAGCAGCAGGCCGACCCUCAGCAGCACCUUGGUUUGAUAGCCCCCAUCGUCGGGACGCAGACAAACACUCAGCCUCCGCAGGCCAACUGGGUCAAGGUCACGACUCGCUGUAUCUCCUUCCUCGUUCUCGCUGGCUCGCUUGUUGCGAGUGACCGGUUAUACAUGCCGCUCUCAUCUUCAUCUACCGUGGUCGAAAUUUUCUACAAGAUGAUUUACCUUUCGUUACUGGUCUCAUCAAUCUCGAUUCACAAACACUAUUCAAUCGGUACAGACACCUAUAAAUAUUCAAUGCUAAUCGUCUAUAUAAUAGGACCUUUAACACUCGUCUUUCCCACCAUGAUCGCCGACUCGCCGGGAUCAUCGACAUCCCCUACGCCCCCGUCACCAGCACUUGAUCGAGUUCUCGCCAUUCUUGGCUCUGGUGCAGUAUACCUACUAAAGAUCUGCGUAGUCCCAUUCAUCCUGAUGGGAAUGCAAAUAUUCACGGUCAUAUACUUGGUCGAGGGAGAGAUCUGGCUGAGAAGUUGCUUGAGAAGCUGUAUACCAUGAGUUCCGUACCUUUAUUAGUAAAGAAACUUGGGCUGACCACCCGCUUGAAUCCUCCUUUUACUUUUAGCCGAACACACCACCACAAGAACUUCACGAACGAUCUGGAGAAGAACCAGAUACCAAGGCCACUGUAAGAAGAAUCUGAAGAAUGACUCAGAGCAACGUCAACGACGGUAGUUACAGUGAGGGUCUAUACGAGCAGCAGCACACCACAAUGAAAAACCAGAUGCAGCACAUAGCACAUCUGGUGCAAGAUGCAGCACACUGAACUUAAAUGCAGCACACUGACUUGGAAAUUGAUUUCCGAGUGUGCUGCGCUUAAGCUCAGUGUGCUGCAUCUGGUUUUUCAUUGUGGUGUGCUGCUGCUCGUUGAGCCCCUUACAGUGAUUCGUCCUCAUUAGUAUAGGCAUCAGCAAAAUGACAUAAUGCUUUUCAACAGACCAUGUAGCCAUAUUAUAAUGUUUUGUUGUAUUACAGUCCCAC